CAAACGCCGCUCGCUCAUUCUUUUCCGGUGCCAGUUGUCAAACGUCGCAAAAUUUCUCCGCUGCCGUGUCCGACAAAAAUCGCCCGAUUCUGCCCUAAGAAGCCGCGGAAAUGGCCAAAAAGAAAGGCGACCAGUACGACAGCGAUGGGGCCGAGGACCAGGACUACGACGAGGAGCCCGUCUUUGAGGAUCCGGCCGGUUUCGUGGACGACGUCGGCGAUGACGAACUGCUGGGGGAUUUUUUGAAGCAGAAGCCGUGCGAAUCGGAUGGGGUGGAGAAUGUGAUUGUGGUGGACAACAUUCCGGUGGUUGGGCCGGCUCGGUUCCCGAAGUUGCAGGGAGUGUUGGAGAAGAUCUUUAAGAAUGCCGGGACGAUUGUGAAUAUUCACUACCCGAAGGACGAUGAGGAGAACACGAAGGGAUUCGCGUUUAUUGAGUUUAAGAAUCCGGAGAUGGCUGAGGAAGCGGUGAAGGCGUUCAACAAUUACCGGUUGGACAAGUCGCAUACGCUGCUGGUGAAUCUGUUUUCGGACUUCCAAAAGUACUCGGACAUUCCGAAGGAUUGGAGCCCACCGGAGUCGCAGCCGUACAAGGUGCAGAAUGAUUUGUACACGUUCUUGUCGGAGCCGGACGCGCAGGACCAGUUCUGUGUGGUUGCGGAGUCGACGCCUGGCGCCGUGCAGGUUCAGUUUUGGCACAACACGCAACCCGAACCGGUUGAGCUGUUGACGCGUGAGCGAUUCACGGAAACCUACGUCAAGUGGUCGCCGCUUGGGACGUACAUUGUGACGUUCCACAAGCAGGGAGUCGUCAUCUGGGGCGGUUCCAGCUUCACCAAGAUCAACAAGUUUGCCCACUCCAACACCCAGUACGUGGACUUUUCCCCCUGCGAACAGUAUUUGGUAACGUACGGCCCGAACGGCCAGAAGAUCAUCAUCUGGGACAUCCGCACCGGUACGGAGAAGCGAUCGUUCGUGUCGGACGGCUCCUCCAACAUGUCCAUGUUCCGCUGGUCCCACGACGAUAAGUACGUCGCACGGAUGGGCGACAACGCGAUCCACGUCUACGAAACCAACACCUUCUACCUGCUCGACAAGAAGUCCAUCAAGGUGCAGGGCAUCCGCAACUUCAGCUGGUCCCCCACGGACAACAUUAUCGCGUACUGGAUGUCCGAGGACAUUGACGCCCCUGCCCGUGUGACCCUGCUCGAGAUCCCCAAGAAGAUCGAAGUCCGCAACAAGAACCUGUUCAACGUCGCCGACUGCAAGAUCCACUGGCAAAAGUCCGGCGAUUACCUGUGCGUCAAGGUCGACCGCUACUCCAAGUCCAAGAAGGACAAAAAGGACGCCGACGUCAAGUUCCUCGGCAUGUUCUACAACUUUGAAAUCUUCCACAUGCGCGAAAAGGACAUCCCCGUGGACUCGGUCGAGGUGAAGGAAACGAUCCUCGCGUUCGCCUGGGAACCGGUCGGCUCCAAGUUCUCCAUCAUCCACGGCGAACCGUCGAACGCGAACGUCAGCUUCUACGAGGCCAAGAAGGGCCAGGAGCCGACGAUGCUCCGCAAGAUGGAGAAGAAGGUGUGCAGCCAUCUGUUCUGGUCGCCGCGCGGCCAGUUCAUCGUGCUGGCCAACCUGCAGAUGGGCUCGUUCGAGUUUGUCGACACGAACGACUUUACGAUCAUGAAGAGCGGCGACCACUACCGUGCGUCCGAGGUCGAGUGGGACCCGACCGGGCGGUACGUCGUGACGGGAACGUCCGGAAAGGUCAAGGAGGACCACGGCUACCACCUGUGGUCGUUCCAGGGCCGGAUACUGAAGCGCGUCAACCUGAAGAACUUUAUGCUGUUCCUGUGGCGGCCGCGCCCGCCCACGCUGCUGCCCGACGAGCGCCAGAAGGAGAUUCGCAAGAACCUCAAGAAGUACUACGCGCAGUUCGAGAGCAAGGACCGCGUCCGGAUGACGCGCGCCUCGAAGGAGCUGCUCGAGAAGCGGGCCAAGCUGCGCGAGCAGUUUGUCGAGUACCGCGCCAAGCGGGUCAACGACUGGGAGGAGCAAAAGUAUCGCCGCAUGCAGCUGCGAAACAAUAUGGAUACCGAUACGCUGGAGGCUGAUCCAGACAAUGUGGAGGAGGAGAUUGUUGAAAUUCUAGUACGCGAAGACACCACCCUGCUCGAGUAGUUCGUAGAAGGCAGAGCCGCUUGUUGUGUGCGUCAGUUAUCUCCAAAAAAGAUAAUUUCGCCGCUAGAACCACGAUUCAACAACUUCAACCUAAAAAGGGCGUUUCAUGAUUUAACUUGCACCAACUAAAUCUCCAGCUAGCAGCGCAGCAACUUUACCAAGCACCGAAGAAGAGGGACAGCGAGCAAGCAGUAUAUAUUAACUCGCACUCUCUCUCUGUCUCGGUCCGUUUGGUUAGAAUAAUCGCUAGAAGGAAGAAUAAAACAAAAGUGUAUUCAAAUUUACCAACAGUUUGCCCACAGCCCACACUAGAAACCCGUUUGGUGUUUGAUCUUGAGUGAAGAGAAAUUUCCAGUAGUUAGAACCCACUUGUGAUUGGCGAGCUUGAAAGUGAAAAUUGGACUCUUGCUAGUUAUACUAUCGAAUUCCGUCAGGCAAUUGUGCGUUGUAUUUUACUUUACUAACAUGAAGAACAUACUUAUCCAUCUAACAAGUAAUAAAUAUCCCUUAUUAGUGUUCUGUAAACUCAA
Culex pipiens pallens (northern house mosquito) is the source of this 2707-nucleotide messenger RNA. RefSeq names its product eukaryotic translation initiation factor 3 subunit B (gene eIF3b). The record is from RefSeq and is a predicted model, not a curated record. NCBI's taxonomy places the organism in Eukaryota, Metazoa, Arthropoda, Insecta, Diptera, Culicidae. Gene Ontology annotation, biological process: translational initiation. Gene Ontology annotation, cellular component: eukaryotic translation initiation factor 3 complex. Gene Ontology annotation, molecular function: translation initiation factor binding; RNA binding; translation initiation factor activity. The transcript has 4 exons. The coding region runs from base 111 to 2177 and encodes 688 amino acids.